GCAGCUCUUUCCUACGCCGAAAGAACCAUCUCAAAAUGCGGCCCAAAACUAUUCUUCCACUUCUGUUUCCUUCCCAUUCUGUUACCAUUCUUCUGUGCUUUUUAAUCUGCCAUGCUCCGCCUUCCUCCUCCGCUUACCAAAUCAACGUAUGGCCCAAGCCAAGAAACCUGUCGUGGCCCCAUCCACAGGUCACCCUCCUCGCCACCAACUUUACCAUCACAUCCCCCAACCACGCCCACCUCACCCCCGCCGUCCACCGCUACCUCAGCCUAAUCCGCUCCGAGCGCCACCACCCCAUCCUCGCCCCCGUCGUCAACGUCACCGCCUCGCCCUCGUUGCAGACCUUGAUCGUCGCCGUUGCUGACCUCGCCGCCCCUCUAGAGCACGGCGCCGACGAGUCCUACACCCUCGCGAUACCCGCCGCCGGAACCGCGGCAGAUCUGAGGGCGGCGACGCCGUGGGGCGCCAUGAGGGGGCUGGAGACCUUCUCGCAGCUCGUAUGGGGCGAGCCGCCGCGGGUAGCGGCGGGAUUGCGCGUUUGGGACGCGCCGAUUUUCGAACACCGAGGAGUGCUGUUGGACACAUCGAGAAAUUACUACGGAGUGCAGGACAUAUUGAGGACGAUCGAGGCGAUGAGCGGGAAUAAGCUCAACGUGUUCCACUGGCACAUCACGGAUUCGCACUCCUUUCCGCUGGUGCUGCCGUCGGAGCCGGAUCUCGCCGGUAAGGGAGCCUACGGUCCGAACAUGGUCUACACGCCGGAAAAUGUCAGUCAAAUAGUGGAAUUUGCGCUGCAACAUGGUGUCAGGGUUGUGCCCGAGAUCGACACACCGGCUCAUACAGGGUCGUGGGCCGAAGCUUACCCAGAAAUCGUGGCAUGCGUCGACAUGUUCUGGUGGCCAGCCGACGUCGAAUGGGCGGACCGCCUCGCAUCCGAACCGGGAACCGGCCAGCUAAACCCCCUCCAUCCCAAAACCUAUCAAGUCCUCAAAAACGUCAUCCGCGACGUCGCCGCCCUCUUCCCCGACCACUUCUACCACUCCGGCGCCGACGAGGUCGUCCCCGGCUGCUGGAAGACCGAUCCGACGGUCCAAACCUUCCUAAUCAACAACGGAACCCUCAGCCAACUUCUGGAGAUCUUCGUGAACUCCACGCUGCCCUACAUCGCCUCCCUGAAUCGCACCGUCGUGUACUGGGAAGACGUCCUGUUGGAUGAGCACGUGAGCGUGGACCCCACUGUUCUUCCCAAAGACAGCGUCGUUUUGCAGACGUGGAACGAAGGCCCGACCAACACCAAACGGUUAGUCGGAUCCGGGUACCGGGUCAUAGUGUCGUCCGCGGACUUUUACUAUUUGGAUUGCGGGCACGGGGGCUUCGUGGGUAACGACAGCCAGUAUGAUCAGGUGACGGAAGGUGACACGGGUAACGGCGGGUCCUGGUGUGGGCCCUUCAAAACGUGGCAGACUAUUUAUAAUUACGAUAUUACCGGUGGGCUGAGCGAGGAGGAGGCUCGGUUGGUUUUGGGAGGGGAGGUGGCUCUGUGGUCGGAGCAGGCGGAUCCGACAGUGCUGGAUGCGCGGAUCUGGCCGAGAGCGGCGGCGAUGGCGGAGACGCUGUGGUCGGGGAAUAGGGACGAGACGGGGAAGAAGAGAUAUGCGGAGGCCACUGAUCGGUUGAAUGAGUGGAGGUAUAGAAUGGUGGGGAGAGGGAUUGGAGCCGAGCCCAUUCAGCCACUCUGGUGCUCUAGACAUCCCACCAUGUGUAACACCGUCCAUUCCCUUGUUGAGUCUGCCUAGCAUUUUAAAACAAUUUGAAUAAAAUGGAAAAGUGUUUUAAGAA
Messenger RNA from Malania oleifera, 1839 nucleotides. Its product is annotated as beta-hexosaminidase 2. The transcript has 2 exons. Gene Ontology annotation, cellular component: membrane. NCBI's taxonomy places the organism in Eukaryota, Viridiplantae, Streptophyta, Magnoliopsida, Santalales, Ximeniaceae. Gene Ontology annotation, molecular function: beta-N-acetylhexosaminidase activity. The coding region runs from base 36 to 1796 and encodes 586 amino acids. The record is from RefSeq and is a predicted model, not a curated record. Gene Ontology annotation, biological process: glycosaminoglycan metabolic process; carbohydrate metabolic process.